GAUUGAAACCGAAGGCAGAAAGCGGUGGGAGCCUGAGUUGAAUCAUAAUCCAAGUUUGUGUUCGUAAUGUGCUGAUCGACAAGUUGGAACAGAGGACAUCAUGGCGCAAACUUUAGCAAUCCCACUGGCUCCUUCACUCUCCCUUAUCUGCAAUUCUCGCAACUCCAAUCCUCUAUCUAACACUCUCUCCUUCCCCAUUUCAAACCCUCAGGUUCGUGGUCUUCAAAUCAAGUGUGUACGUGUUGGAGGAGUUGAGAUACCGAACAACAAGCGAGUUCAAUACUCCCUUCAAUAUAUACACGGUAUCGGUCGCAACAAUGCUAAGAAAAUACUUUUUGAUCUAAACCUGGAGAAUAAGAUAACCAAGGACUUAUCUGAGGAAGAACUAAAAUCUGUAAGAGAUGAAGUUUCCAAGUACAUGAUUGAAGGAGAUCUGGUCUCUCACUCUCUCUCUACCUGUGUGUUUUUGUUAAAAUUACAAGAGUUAGUUGUCUCUAUACUUACAAAUGCAAUUGUUUGUUUUGCAGAGGCGUUUCAAUGCACUUGCCAUAAGGAGAUUGAAAGAAAUUCAGUGUUACCGAGGGAUUCGACACAUUCAGGGGUUGCCUUGCAGAGGGCAGCGAACGAAAAACAACUGCAGAACCUUGAAGGGUAAGAAGGUUGCUAUUGCAGGCAAGAAGAAGGCUCCUCGUUGAUGUCCUUACGAUUGAACCGAGUAAAUCUCUUUUAAAACCUUUGAGAUAUAUUCUUUUUAACUCUGGAAUUGCGUCUAAUUUCCUCAUGGGAAUAUAGUUUCUUGCAAACACCCUGUUAUGUUAUUGUUGCGCCAUAUUCUACUUUACAGAUGUCCUCACCUUCUUUGACGAAUGCUCAAUGUUCCGUA
Cucumis melo (muskmelon) is the source of this 883-nucleotide messenger RNA. Its product is annotated as 30S ribosomal protein S13, chloroplastic. Gene Ontology annotation, cellular component: small ribosomal subunit; mitochondrion; ribosome. Gene Ontology annotation, molecular function: RNA binding; structural constituent of ribosome. Gene Ontology annotation, biological process: translation. NCBI's taxonomy places the organism in Eukaryota, Viridiplantae, Streptophyta, Magnoliopsida, Cucurbitales, Cucurbitaceae. The transcript is spliced from 2 exons. The record is from RefSeq and is a predicted model, not a curated record. Bases 101 to 655 code for a protein of 184 amino acids.